Messenger RNA from Zingiber officinale, 845 nucleotides. Its product is annotated as anthranilate synthase beta subunit 1, chloroplastic-like. The record is from RefSeq and is a predicted model, not a curated record. Lineage: Eukaryota; Viridiplantae; Streptophyta; Magnoliopsida; Zingiberales; Zingiberaceae. The transcript is spliced from 2 exons. The coding region runs from base 26 to 412 and encodes 128 amino acids.
AAACUUGUCCCUUUCCUUCCUUCUCAUGGCGUACUCCUCUCUGCUCUCCCUCGCCCCGAAACCCUACGCCGCUCCCCAAACCCCACGCAACGGCGGCCCACGCCGGCUCUCUUCCGUCGGCGCUACCGCCGUCUCCCUCCCUUCUCGAUCUCCGGGUCUCAGUCGUGGACGUCUUUCCCUUGGGAGGAGCACCCUGCCUACAACGCUUAGAGUUUCCGUUGUCGGGAAUGGCGCUGCAGUUUCAGUGAGUUCAAAGGAUGAAAGGCCUAUCGUUGUAAUCGACAAUUAUGACAGCUUUACCUAUAAUCUCUGCCAGGUAGUUUUAGUUGGAAAGACGCCGUAUAAUAAGUUCGGGUACUCGCAUACUUUUUGCCAUUGCUUUCAGCGAUGUUGGUUAUUUGAAUGGUUAUGAUUAUUGGUAUCUUGUAGAUACUUGAUAUCAUUUCUGAAAUUUGCAUUGAAUUUGUUUCUUAAUUGUCAGUAAACAGAUGAUAUGAAAUUCAAAGCUCGAAAUUUUUAGAUCUCUGCUAUUUACUUGUUGGACUCCGAUGUAUAUGCAUGACAUAGUACUGCUGUAAUGAAAUUAUCGGAGAUUGUCAUUAAGGGGCAUUUUUUUAGUAUCAUAGAUAAUAUAUGAUUUUUUCCACCAAAAUGAUCUCUUGUAUUUAGGAUUAUGUUGUUUGAUACUUUGCUCGCCGAUCCCACCUAGUGGGAUAAGGCUUGGUUGUUGUUGUUGUUAUUGUUGUUUGAUACUUUGAUGUUAACCCAUAGCAUCUGUGUUACCUUGGAAAUAUGAUCCUGCAGUUUUGUUUACUAUAAAAUAAACUUUCUAUAUUCUGAUUGUU